Rhipicephalus sanguineus (brown dog tick) is the source of this 3648-nucleotide messenger RNA. It is a transcript of the gene Taf7, whose product is annotated as transcription initiation factor TFIID subunit 7. The transcript has 2 exons. Gene Ontology annotation, cellular component: transcription factor TFIID complex. The record is from RefSeq and is a predicted model, not a curated record. Gene Ontology annotation, molecular function: RNA polymerase II general transcription initiation factor activity. Gene Ontology annotation, biological process: RNA polymerase II preinitiation complex assembly; transcription initiation at RNA polymerase II promoter. Bases 221 to 1510 code for a protein of 429 amino acids. Lineage: Eukaryota; Metazoa; Arthropoda; Arachnida; Ixodida; Ixodidae.
GAGGUAGUGGCUGACAGUAAUCCUGGAAACAUGCCCUGGAAGAGUGUGUACUAGGCGACUUCCUUGCUUCCAAGUGAUCCGACUCCCGGUGCCGAAAACCCCCAAGUGAGCCAACUCGCGGUGCCGAAAUUUUUGUUUCCUGGCGGCUCGGUGACCAUCGCAACGACGCGUUCACUGAUCGAUACUCUUGUUCGUGGAACCUGAAAGCAUCGCUGACACGAUGAACGCACCCCCGGAAAUCAAGAAGACCAAGGAAGAAGCUCCGGCCGAACUAGAGAGUCAGAUCAUCUUACGUCUUCCGGGCCAAGUCGCCGCUGCUUUGCGGGCAGCCGUGCGGUCGGGCGUCAUGAACCUCAAAGACAGGCUGACCAUCCAGCUUGAACCGGACAACCGGCACGGCACGGUCCGCUUCGACCGCUGGAGCCUCUCCGCUCGCGUCGUCGACCUGCCGUCCAUCAUCGAGUCGCACAAGACGUUGGACCGCAAGACGUUCUACAAGACGGCCGACGUGGCGCAGCUGAUGAUCUGCAAGGAAGAGGACGGCACCGAGGACGAAGAGGCCAAGAAGGCUGCCGCAGCCGAGGACGAAGAAGCGCUGCGGCGCAAGGAGCGCAAGGACGCCAAAGACAAGAAGUACCAGUACCCGCACGGCAUCACACCGUCUCUGAAGAACGUGCGCAAGCGACGGUUCCGCAAGGUGCUUAAAAAGAAGUACGUCGACUUCCCGGAGAUCGAGAAGGAAGUGAAGCGGCUAUUCCGCACGGACAAUGAAGCAGUUUCGAUCCGCUACGAGGUGGUCAACGCAGAAGACGACAAGGGCGGCGAUGGCAAGGGUGAUGGAACAGAAGUGGCCAACGGCGGCUCCGGCGAACCCCACGUGAGCGGUGGCUUCGGCUCACCCUCUGUAAGCGCGCUGCUCAACAGCAACUCCCAGAGCAUGGACGUCGGCGAGCACGACCUCUUCGGGGAAGCGUUGAGCAGCUCCGACGAGGACGAUGUCAAUAUCGUCGACUCGGGUGGCGAGGAGGACCUCUUGUCGCGGCCCCCGAAGCAGAGGCACCCGUCGUCUUCCGGCAAACGGGACGGCGGCUCUUCGCCGGACAUGGUGACAGACUUCCGACGGGGCAUGCUGGCCGCCACCGACAAGAUGGCGUCUGGUGCGAGCGCGGCGGCGACGGCGGCUGCAACCAGUUCUCUGGUGGACGAGUAUGUGGACGACCCAGACUAUGGAGAUGACAAGGAAGUGAUUGAGUUUGCUGCCAAGAAGGAGGAAGAUGACGACAUCGAUGAGCCGGAGCAGGACAACUCCGCACUUAUGAACCGGCUGUCAGAGCUGGAACGGGAGAUCGCUCAGCUGCAGGAGCGAAGGCAGGCACAGGAGCUGGAGAUAGCAUCAAUAGAAAACCAGGCUCUCAAGCAGCGGUUCCAGAACAUCGUCAACUCUCUCAAGAUUGAAGAGAGUGAUAAGCAGAGGGAGUAUGACGAAAUCGUGUCGCUGCUUCAUCGGUGAUGGUGCUGCUGUGCCAGAAAUGUGCCCAUACUUUGUCACCGAUGUACUGAUAAAGUUUUGAUAAAUAUUUAUACCUACCUUUGGCCCUGCUUGUAAGAUGAUGACUGAUUUGUGAUCACCCAGGAAAUACAUCUUCACGGUUUAAGGGACCACUGCAUUGCCUUUUCAUAUGUGGUGACUGUUUGAAGGUAUUGUUAGUGACUGUUAUGAACACCGCAUUUUCUUUCUUGUUGUUUCUUUUUUGUGAGUCAGGUAAGGCGCACUACAUUGGACCAUGAAUGGUGACAUAAACAAGGCAUACAGGUCACCGUCCUGUGUAUGUAUGAAACAUAAUUGUGAUGGUUACAUAGUCAUCAUAAGCAGAGCUUCGAGGAAGAUGUUAUAGAAAAAGAGAAGAUAGGCUGUGAGGCAGACUGUGUUGAGAUUAUGUGAAUGAUUGUAAUUGCAUGGCUAUUGCUAAACAGUGCUUAAAAAGAUUUAACGUACCCACUAACUCACCGCACUUGAUUAAAAUAGUCUUGCUAAGUUGUCGGAGAUGGUGAAUUGGCAAUGACAUCUUUGUAGCACCAAAACAUCAUGGCCUUGUUCUAGGUGAUGAUCUUGAAAGGUCCCUCACCAUGUGACAUAAAAAAUUGUAGUUAGACACUGGAAGCUGUCGUGUCCCCAAUGAAGAGUUUUGUAUCACAAAAAUUUUUCAAACUGGUUCAUUACAAGCUGAGAAAAUCAAUGUGUUGAAGCUGCGUGGAACCAUGAUGCGAGAAGGCGAGCCUUGGAACCCUUGCCACUCACCCCUUGUAGCCUUCACAAGCCAAAUUCCUUCCCUGCUCUCUUUGGUAUCAACACGUCAUGUGCGCGCAAGGUCACGUGCCCAAGCACCCGAGCGGUGCUGUGUUGUUUCGGCGUUCUCUGUAUUGUACUGCCUGUCUCUGCGAGAUGGAUCCCCAAGUGCACGCACAUUUGGAGAGGCUGGCACAAAUCAUGGAUCCUUGCUGUGAUACACCGCGUUGCACCGCUGGAACUGUGGUCAGGGACAAGGCACCAAAAACAUGGCAAGCAUUGUCAGGGCUGGUGCCUGCAUGACGCAGAGACGGCAAGAACACGAACGCACGCGAAACUGAGGCAGAUUAGUCUCGCUGCGAUUCGAAGUAAAAGAAAAUAUAUAUAAAUGCGCAGACAUUCCGUUUGUUUUAUUAUUGCUCUCAACUUUCAUUCAUAUAUUCAAGCAACAGAUUACACAAAUUACACAUGUCGGCUCGAAUAAUUCUCUCAGUGUCACGUGCUACUGUGAGUGACGUCAGAGCACUGAUGUCUAUGUAGAGGAGUGGCAUUGGAGCACAGAUAACUACGCUGGGCCAUUCCUUGUUGUACGUCUUCUCCAUCUUGGGGCGUUCGCCAGCGAGAAGAAGGGCAAGUGGCCAAUUUGAAAUUUCACCACUUUCCAUGGGGCGUAGCGUUGCAAAUUUUGGCAGACGUGAUCAUGAGCGCCCAGUGUAUGCAUUACACUUGUCAGCUCGAAGUGCUCGGACCUGGUGAGGGGACCCUUUAAGGUUUAAUUAAACAUGACAAAAGCAGGAAAAACACCGCAAGUGAGAUGUACAGUACUUACGGAUUGAAACGCAAAAUUUAGGGCUAAGUAAUGCAACUUACUUUUGUUUUUUCCAGCAUGUGUUUCAUUUCAUAUCAGGCUAAUUUUGACUUGGACACUUACGUCAGAGCUAACAUGACCUUUAGCGGCCAGAUUUGCAGCGACAUGAUGCGAAUAUCAUGAGUAAUUGUUCACAGCACUCGCUAUACAAAAAAAAACGUCGCGUUUCAAUCCGCGUGUACUGUACAACCCAGCACUGCAUUGUUGUCAAUCUUUCAUGUGUUAAUUUUUCUGCAACUUAAGAUAUUCAAAAUUCUGAGUGAAAAUUACGGAAUGUGGUGAAACCCACUGCGCGAUGAUGGUCAAACAAUAGUUUGAAUGGAGAAAUGUUUUUGAUGUGUGUUUUGCUAUGGGAAUGGAGCACAGAAAGUCCUGCUGAAAAAAUUUCAGCUUGGCAUGUUGAGAUGAAUAAACUCUGUAAAUAUUUUCUUCAACCUGUAAACAAUUGUGUAUAUAUGCUGACUUUAUUCGAAAUAAACAGGCAAAGUUUCAG